Messenger RNA from Quercus robur (English oak), 669 nucleotides. RefSeq names its product prefoldin subunit 6. Gene Ontology annotation, molecular function: protein-folding chaperone binding. Gene Ontology annotation, cellular component: cytoplasm; prefoldin complex. Lineage: Eukaryota; Viridiplantae; Streptophyta; Magnoliopsida; Fagales; Fagaceae. The record is from RefSeq and is a predicted model, not a curated record. Bases 90 to 482 code for a protein of 130 amino acids. Gene Ontology annotation, biological process: chaperone-mediated protein complex assembly; protein folding. The transcript has 5 exons.
CAUUUUGCAAAAUCGCUCAAAAACCCAAACCAGAGAACUCAGCAGCAGCGAGAGUCAGAAACCAGAAGAAGAAGAAGAAGCACACACAAAUGUCUUCCUCAACCGUCCUUCGAGAGCUACAGCGCGAUUUCGAAGCUAAGUCUAACGAUCUCAGCAAACUCCAAAAAGAUAUUGCAAAGAAUCAUCAAGUGAGAAAGAAGUACACUAUCCAGCUCGGCGAGAAUGAGCUCGUCCUCAAGGAGUUGGAUAUAUUGAAUGAAGAUGCAAACGUGUACAAAUUGAUCGGUCCAGUGCUUGUGAAGCAGGAUUUAGCAGAGGCAAACGCGAAUGUGCGCAAGAGAAUUGAAUAUAUCUUGGCUGAAUUGAAACGACUUGAUGGGAAUCUUCAAGACUUGGAGGAGAAGCAGAAUAGCAAGAAAGAAGCGAUCUUCAAGUUACAAGAGAGGAUUCAGUCUCUCCAGGCUGGAAAAGCCAAAGCAUAGUUUGCUUUCAUAUUAGUAUUCACCUUUGGAUUUUUAACAUGUUUUAUAAAUCUCUGUGGAUGCUUGGAUGUAGAUACUUGUUUCUAAUUGAGGCUGCAUUUCGUAUUACAAACUCUUACUAUUGUCAUAGUCAUAGCCGUUGUGGAAUGUUAAAAUUGUUUGUGAUAUCGAUUUUUGUGUUUAGUUA